This is a messenger RNA of Vicugna pacos (alpaca), 3738 nucleotides long. The record is from RefSeq and is a predicted model, not a curated record. NCBI's taxonomy places the organism in Eukaryota, Metazoa, Chordata, Mammalia, Artiodactyla, Camelidae.
AUGCCCAGCCUGCUACUCAUCUCCUUGGUCAGCUGCCUGGUGGCCAUAAGUCAGGCCAGACCCAUCAGCCGCUGUGACUUGGCCAAAGUGCCACACAAGGAGGACUUGGAUGGGUCUGAGGGCCACUCUCUGAGUGACUGGCUGAGCCUGGCUUUUGUGGAAAGUGACUUCAACAUAGCAAAGGUAAAUGAAAAUACAUAUGGCAGCUUUGACUACGGCAUCUUCCAAAUCAACAGCCACUACUGGUGCAACGAUUACCAGAGUCACACGGAAAACCCUUGCCACGUGGACUGUCAAGGUCAGGCCAGGGCCCCAGGGUGGGAGAGAACUGCUGAGCCCCAACCUUCUCUCAAUCAUCAACUGUGCAAAAAAGACCGUGUCCGGAGCAGGGGGCAUGAAGAACUGUUCCCAUCCGGAGUGACAAAACCUUGCUGGUGUGGGAGCCGAGUUCGGACCCAGGACCGAGGCCUUGCAGGUGAACUGGCCAGGGUGAAGGGAGGGAUGCAGAAAGCCGCCCUCGCCCCAAUAACUGGGAGUCCCAGGCCAGGUGACGCCCCCCGCUGCACGAGCGUGGCUUUGCAAGGUGACCAACCCCCACCCUGCACGAGCCUGGCGCUGCAAGUCCAGGAGGAAGCUGCAUCUCAGCCUCCAGAGAGCCCCGAGGAGGUGGAACCUUCACUUCAGCAGGAGGCCCAGGCUCAGCCUGCAGAGCAUCCUGAGGAGGCGGAACCUCCUCCAUUCCCUCAGGAGGCCCAGGCUCAGCCUGCAGAGAGCCCUGAGUAUGACUCUGCCCCACUCCAGCAAGAGGCCCCAGCGCAAGUUCCAGGGUUCCUUGGUGAAAAUGCACCUCAGUUUCCAGCGAGUGAGGAGGCAGCAGCUCGACCUGAAAGUAAGUAUCCAGCUCACUCCGACCCAUCCAGUGUUACACUUAAACCGGUGGAUUUGGAACUUACGGUCACUCCAGAGCCUGCUAAGGAAGGCGACUUUACCACAGCCCAGCAGGAGGCCCUGCCUCAGCCUCUUGAGUAUUCUGUGGAGGCAGAACCUUCUCUAACCCUGCAGGAUGCCACAGGUCCGCCUCCAGAGCCUCCUGAGGAAGCUGAGCCUUCUCCAGGUGGAGAGGGACAACCGGCUCAGCCUUAUGAGCCUAAUGGGGAAGUUGUACCCUUUUCAACCCAGCAGGAGAGCCCAGCUCAGCCCACAGAGCAUCCUGAGGUGGUGAAACCAGCCACCCAGCAGGAGAGCCCAGCUCAGUCUCCAGCAGAGAUAGAGCCUUCCACAACCCAGCAGGAAAGCACAGGUCAGCGUCCAGAGUCUCCUGCUGAGGCUGAGCCCUCUUCAGCUCAUUCUCAAGAGCCUGAUGUGACAGCAGCUUCUCCUCCAGGCCAGGAUCAAGCUCAGUCUCUGCAGCGGCCCAGUGUCACUGUGAAACCUGUGGACCUUGCACUCACCAUAACUCCAGGGCCCACAAGUGAAGCUGAACCUUCUCCGCCCCAACAAGAGGCCUCAGCUCAGUCUGCAGGGUCCCCUGAGCAGUUGGAACCAUUAUUGGCCCAACAGGAGGCUCCGGAUCAGCCUCCAGCCCCCUGGGGAAAUGGUGAACCUUCUCCAGUCCAGCUUGAGCCCCCAACUCAGCCUCCAGAGACCUCUACAGCUGCCACAGCUCAACCUCCAAUCCAUAACGAGGUGACGUUCUCAUCUGCAGGUCCAGGUGAAGCUCAGCGUCCAGUGAUGCCUGGUACCACAGGUAAACCCCUGGAUCUGGCAGUUGUCAUCACUCCAGAGCCUGCUAAGGAGGCUGAAAGUUCUCCAGAGCAACAGGAGGGCUCUGCUCAUUUUCCCAUUUCCCCCGAGCAGGGUGAAUUUUCUCCAGUCCAGUCCAAGCCUCUGUCUCCAUCUCCAGAGCCCCCUGGGAAGAUUGACUCUUUUCCAGGCCAACAAGAGGCCACAGCUCAGACUGCAGGUCCCCCUGAGGGGGUGGGGCUUUCUUCAGUUCAGGAGGAGGCCCCGGCUCAGCCUCCAGAGACACCUAAGGAGGUUGAGAUGACAGUUGGAACACCAGGACAGAAUCAAGCUCAGCAUUCCAGCUCCCCCAGUGUCACUGAUAAACCUUUGGACCUGGGGCUUACCGUGACUCCAGGGCCUCUUACAGCGGCUGGACACUCUGCAUCCCUGCAGCAGACAUCUCAUCCAACAUACACGGAGGUGACACCUCCACAGGCAGAGCAGGUGCUGGCUCAGCAUCCAGCCAUGACUGAGUUCACAGUUCAUCCUCUGGAUCUGGAACUUACACUAAGCCCAGAACCUAAUACAGAGGCUCGACCUUCUCCAACCAUGCAGGGGACCCCAACUUGGCCUUUAGAGCCCCAUCAGCCUUCAUUGUAUCAGGAAGUGACAGUUCCCACACCAGACCAGGAUUACCCUGAGCAUCUAAUGUCAUCUGUAGUGUCACAGAUAAACUUGAAUCUGGAGCUUACUGUGACUUCAGAACCUACUACAGAAGCUGAACAUUCCACAUCUCCCCCUCCAGAACACCCUGAGGUGACACUUGCCCCUUCAAGCAUCACUCCAGUCACAGUUCACACUGUGGACCUGGAAGUUACUGUAACUGGAGCAUCCAGUGUGGAUGUUGAACCUUCUCCGACCAAGCAAGAGACCCCAACUCAGCCCCCAGAACCACCAAAGGAGGUUGUCGUUCAAUAUCCACCCCAUCAGGAGGUGACCAUUCCAACUCCAAGUAAGGGUCAUGGUCAGCAGACAACACCAUCCAGUGUCACACCUCAUCAUGUAGACCUGGAGCUAACCGUGACUUCAGAACCUGCUAUGGAGGCUCAACAUUCUACAGUCCUCCGGAAGACUACAGCUCCUUCUCCUGAGGGUGGCAUUUGCACACCCAGACCUGACUCGAGUCACAGUUCCACGUAUAGACCAGGAAUUUACCACAACUCGGCACCCAGGGUCACUGAAGACACCUGCUUCAACUGAUUUCAGUGGUACAGUCUGUUAACAUACACCUCAGAAAAGGAGCAACCGGAGCAGAGCGCUCCCACAAGAGUGAACAUCUGUCAGCUCUGCACCUGCAGUGACGAGACCUUGUCCUGCGUUGGUCUCAGCCCAAAGGAGAGGCUCCGCAGAGUGCCUGUGCCAGAGCCCGACAGCUACAACAGCACCUUCACUGUCCUAGAUUUCCAAGGAAACUCUAUUUCUUCCAUUGAUGAAAAUACAUGGAAGCCUUACCGCUGGACUGAGAAACUAAUUCUCAGAGAUAAUUCUUUGACUGAGUUACAUAAGAAUUCAUUUAAAGGCUUGCUAGUCCUCCGGUAUUUAGAUUUAUCUUGCAAUAAAAUACAGUUUAUUGAAAGCGGUACAUUUGAAUCACUACCUUUUCUGCAGUUUGUAAUUCUCAGUCAUAAUCCUUUGACAACAGUUGAAGAUUCUCAUCUUUUUAAAUUGCCAGCAUUACGAUAUUUAGACCUGGGAAAAACACACGUCUCACUUACAACAAUUCAAAGAAUCCUCAUGAUGAGCCUUGAAUUGGAAAAACUAAUCUUACCUAGCCGUCGGACCUGCUGCCUCUGCCAAUUUAAAAAUACUACUGAAGUUGUCUGCAAGACAGUCAAGCUGCACUGUGACAGUGACUGCCUGACAGAGACCACACAUUGUGGUGAAGGAGAAGGUGUAUGGAACAUAGAAGGACACAGCUGCAUCAGUGAUGUACACAGUGGUAUCCGGCUGUAA